Messenger RNA from Annulohypoxylon maeteangense, 2658 nucleotides. RefSeq names its product acetoacetyl-coenzyme A synthetase. Gene Ontology annotation, cellular component: cytosol. The record is from RefSeq and is a predicted model, not a curated record. Bases 209 to 2302 code for a protein of 697 amino acids. Gene Ontology annotation, biological process: lipid metabolic process. NCBI's taxonomy places the organism in Eukaryota, Fungi, Ascomycota, Sordariomycetes, Xylariales, Hypoxylaceae. The transcript has 6 exons. Gene Ontology annotation, molecular function: acetoacetate-CoA ligase activity.
GUGCCGAAGACGCGAGAGUGGCUGGACGGAGGUAGUCAAGGAUCUCCGAUACAAUCAUGUGGGAGUUUCUGUUGUUUAUCAAUUUGAAACUACCUACGGUAAUCAAGUAGCUGUGAGUUGAUAUCAGAACCAUCGUAGGAGGCUCGCACGAAGCUUAUACGAAACGGGAUGAAUAGAGGUAGCUAGCCAUCCAAGAGCUUAACACAAUAUGGCUUCUACCCCAAGGAAGCUGUGGGAGCAUCCCAAUCCGGAGAAGACACAGAUGUAUGAGUUGAUGCAGCGCUUGAACACUAAGCAUAAUCUGGGUCUCAAGACAUUCCAAGACUUAUAUCACUACUCUACUACUAAACGAUCCGAUUUUUAUAGCGAGGUCUUUGAGUACUUAAACAUACUCUACACCGGCUCAUACAAGAGAGCUGUAGAUGAGAGUAGGCCAAUUGACACUAUCCCACCUUGGUUUGAGGGCGUAUACCUCAAUUGGGCUGAGAAUGUUUUGUGGUCUCGCGAGUCUCAGGAUCCUACCGAUCAUCAUGGUAUGAUAGGAAAAGAGAACACGAAGAUUGCCCUGACCGAGGUUCGAGAGGGCGUGACCGAAACCAGACAUGUCACAUGGGUGACACUUCGAAAGCUCGCAGCUCUCUAUGCAUCCGCACUUCACGUUGGUGGCGUAAGAAGAGGAGACCGAAUAACCGUCGUCGGUUCCAACAGUGUGGAGACUCUCGUCCUCUUCAUCGCUGCUGGAUGGUUAGGUGCUAUCUUCAGUAGCAGCUCGACCGAUAUGGGCGUCCAGGGGAUAUUACAGAGGACUGUUCAGAUCGACCCCAAGUAUAUCUUCAUGGACGAUGCAGCUCUUUACAAUGGCAAACGUGUGGACUUGCGUCAGAAAAUGGCCAACAUCGUCUCGGGAAUGGAGAACUGCACCAAUUUCUUAGGAUUAGUCUCGAUCCGGCGUUUCCGAGAUGCUUUAGAUAUAAGCAGCAUCCCAAAGACUCAAACAUUCGAAUCGUUCAUUGAUAAAGGCGACGCAACACUGGCACCGCCAAUCACUCGGAUCGCAUUCCACGAACCACUCCUUGUCUGUUAUUCUUCGGGGACAACUGGUAUUCCGAAAGCUAUAGUGCAUUCCGUAGGAGGUGCUCUUAUGAGCCUCCUUAAAGAGGGUCGUCUUCAUGAAGAGGCUCGGCCGGACAGUGUCGCGCUGCAAUAUACAACUACUGGCUGGAUUAUGUAUCUUGUGUCAGUAGCCUAUCUACUAGUCGGUGGUCGGUGCGUCUUAUACGACGGAUCCCCUUUUCAGCCGGACCUUCAAACUUUUGUCAAGUUGAUUGGCGACCAGAAAGUCACAAAAUUUGGAACUAGCCCUCGGUGGUUUUAUGAGAUCGCUAAGGCGGGAAUAUCGCCAAGACAGAUAACAGAUCUGUCGAGUUUACGGAUUGUGUCGAGCACCGGCAUGGUCCUUCCAGAGCAGACAUUUGAAUGGUUUUACGACAAGGGAUUUCCGACUAAUGUCCAACUUUUCAACAUAUCUGGUGGAACUGAUAUUGCUGGCUGUUUCGGAAUAGGGAACCCACUCUCUCCGGUUUACGUGGGUGGUACUCAAGGGCCUUCUCUUGGAGUCAAGAUAGCAUUGUACGACUCACUACUCCCUCCUGGCCCUGGAAAGGAGGUCCCAGAUGGAACGCCUGGUGAACUAGUAGCCACGGAAUCUUUCCCCAACGUGCCAAUAUACCUAUGGGGUGAUAAGACGCCGGUAGGAGUUCCUGGAUCCAAGUUCCAUUCCUCCUAUUUUGCUAGAUACGAUCACGUAUGGGCUCACGGCGACUUUUGCGUAUUUCACCCAAUCACGAAGAACCUCGCCUUCCUUGGAAGAGCUGAUGGCGUUUUGAACCCUAGUGGCGUCCGCUUCGGAUCUGCGGAAAUUUACAAUGUUCUCGAGAGGAACUUUGCUGAUCGGGUGGCUGACUCGAUUUGUGUUGGACAAAGACGACCUGAAGAUAACGAUGAGAGUGUAAUGCUAUUCUUACUCAUGCAGCCUGGCCAUAAAUUCGACUCAAAGAUUGUGAGAGAAGUAAAAGAGGCCAUCGGGAAAGAAACGACCAAGAGACACAUACCGAAAUAUGUGUUUGAGACUCCUGAAAUACCUACUACGGUAAAUCUCAAGAAGGUUGAGCUGCCAGUAAAGCAGAUUGUGUCUGGCCAAAUAAUCAAGCCAAGCGGUACACUGCUCAACCCCCAAAGUCUAGAUUACUACUACAAGUUUGCCAAGGUUGAAGAGCUGAUUGAACCUAAAGCCAAGCUAUAACGAGAGACCGUAAGCAUACCUACGCCAACUCAUCGCUAUUAUCUAAUGAAGUAAGAGACAAAUGUUGACAUGAUGUUUUUCAGCAUCCAAUGUAUUUGCAGCCUUAAGGCUUACGAUGAAGAGGCCUUAAUAGCAAAUAGCUUCGUAUUAUAAAUCAACUCAUGCAUAAAGUACCACAGGCGAUUCGAGAUGGUGUAACUAUGUACAUCUGUCUACCUACAUGGGGAUUUAAUAAGCACACAUUUCCAAGACAUGCACAUAGAUUCCAAGUUCUACAUAGUACCAGUACCUACCAGGCAAGCGAUGAUGUUAAGAUUUAGCCGCAAACCAAUUUAACUCUAGCAUCACGACUAAGG